GAUGACAAAUAAUCAUUCAGUGCACCCUUCCUGGGUUUGAAUCCACGACAGACCCUCUAUUUCUGUUCUUGCUUUUUCCAUUAUUUACCCAGCUCUCCUAUUCUGACUUUUCCCGCAACAUGGCUCGACAAGAUCGCCCAAUGAUUCGAUCACCCACGUCUGCCAAAGAUGGUCAUAUGGACCAGGUUGCUUCACCUGGUACUUCCUCUGCCUCAUUAUCAACUUCAUCUACACCAACUUUCUACAUCGCCAAUUCCGCUACUUAUCCUGUCUCAUUAAGUGUUCCUGACCGGCAUGCCUCGCCAAAUGCGGCAGACACUAUUACUACGCCGUCUUCUAUCCAUCGUAGCGAACCAUUUCCUUCUCACACGAGCUCAAUACCUGCUCCAAGGCCGCAGGCAAUCCCUAUAUCAUUCCUCGUCCAUCCUACGCAUGUCUCGCCACAGAUGCUCUCAUCACAUUCAGUAUUCAAUUCCUCUCCGAAAUCAUCACCAGGGCCUUCCGAAAGCCAUUUGUCUCAUGCAUCAAAAUGGGAUAUUUCGCCACUUAAUUCUACAAAUGUACUACGGAGCUCACCGUAUUUAGAGUGCCCUCAGCCUCCCGAUCUAAAGUUGCCAUCUCAAGAGACCCCAGCGUCCCAAAUGGCUGUUCAUCGCUCGAUUAGAAUAGAGGCAACAUCCGUAUCUUCCCUCGUUCAAGCACAGACUCAGCGUGAUUACGACUCGAGUACACAGGGCGCUUUGAUCAAACACACUAGCAAAGCCAAAGCCCCCUUGCAUAGUCCUGCGCUUCCUCCAAAAAAGCUCUCUGCAUCAAAGCCUUGCUCCUUUGCCUCUUCUGCCGAAGGGAGCAAAGGCCAUAGCAAUAGCUCCGCUGAUAGUACUUUAGGCAUGACUGAAGGAAAAUAUGUUUCUGAUCAUAGUAAAGAUGGUGAAGGACCGGUUGCCCGCCAAAUUUCAAUCAGAAGAACCAAUAAUCCGAAUUUGAAAACCACAAAGACGGGUAAAAUUUUACACAGAUCCAAGAAAGCAGGGGUGAAUAGGAGAUCCACAGCCUACAACAGGUUUUUAAAGCAGCGAAGUAAAUAUCAUGCUAAGCAUCACCCCGAUCUGACAGCUCAACAGGGAUAGAAUAUGUGUAAAGACUAAUAUCACCGGCAAGCCUGCUUUAAGCAAAGUGGAUGGAGCAAGCGCCCCUAAUGCAUACAACCCUCAUGAGCAAGAUGGCUUGCGAAAGAGCCUAGCAUAAGCUUUAUAUGGAUGCGGCCAUCAAGCUUUAAUGCAACACAACUGUGUUUCCUCUAUUCAGCGGAUGGCCCUACUCUUGAAAGCCCUGCUGCGCCUACAUAAAGAUGUGUUGAGUCCAAAAAG
Lobosporangium transversale is the source of this 1370-nucleotide messenger RNA. RefSeq lists its product as hypothetical. Lineage: Eukaryota; Fungi; Mortierellomycota; Mortierellomycetes; Mortierellales; Mortierellaceae. The transcript has 2 exons. The record is from RefSeq and is a predicted model, not a curated record. The coding region runs from base 120 to 1130 and encodes 336 amino acids.